GGGGCGAGCGCGUCGGCGGCGGCCGCGGCGAUGUGGGGCGGUGGAGGGGCGGCCCGUGCCCUCACCCGCACCGCGGGGCUCCGGCGAGCAGCGGCCGACAACCAUGCUGAUCUGUCCUUUCAGGCAGGCCUGAGAGGUACCCUUCAGGACUGCAACUGGAAAACACAGCUGAAAGCCAGCAGUACUCUGCCUGUCCCUCUCUCUCAAAUGAAAAGCAGCAUGUGUAACUGGAGCCUCUACAGGAGUUUUUCGUUAUUCAGGCUCACUGUGAAGAGACCUUUGAGCACUUCACGGUCAUCAGUGGAUCCCAAAGAAAUGAAAAAAUUCCAGUUCCUUGCGCAGAAGUGGUGGGAUGAAGAAGGAGAAUAUUCAGCCCUUCAUUCUAUGAAUGAUAUUAGAGUGCCUUUUAUUAGAGAUACUCUGUUGAACAUGAGCAGUAAUUACCACCUAGGAAGUCCGCUUUCUGGAGUAAAGAUUCUGGACGUUGGCUGUGGAGGUGGACUGCUCAGUGAGCCUUUAGGUAGACUGGGAGCUUCAGUUACUGGAAUUGAUCCUCUGGAGGACAACAUUAGAACAGCAGAUCAGCACAAGUCAUUUGAUCCGGUCCUGGCCCAGAGAAUACAGUACAAGUCCAGUUCACUGGAGGAGAUUGUGGAAGAGUCUAUGGAAACCUUUGAUGUAAUUGUAGCUUCUGAAGUAGUGGAGCAUGUGGCUGACCUUGAAAUGUUUAUCAAGUGUUGUGCUCAGGUGUUAAAGCCUGAAGGUUCUUUAUUCAUUACUACAAUCAAUAGAACACAGUUGUCCUAUGUCCUGGGAAUUGUGGUUGCAGAAAAAAUUCUGGGCAUUGUACCAGAAGGAACACAUGAAUGGGAGAAGUUUGUUCCCCCUGAAGACCUGAAGCGCCUCCUGGAAUCAAAUGGCUUUUCAGUCCAGACAGUGAAUGGGAUGUUGUAUAAUCCCCUCUGGGGGUCGUGGAGCUGGACAGAAAGCACAAGUAUUAACUAUGCAAUGCAUGCUGUGAAGUCUGGGGCUCAGGGACAGUCAAGCCCAACAGAUGCCCCAUCAGAGACGGAAAGCAAACAGCACUCAGCCACAGCUGGCACCGCCGUAUGAUGGUCUGAGAUGUGUGGUGAUGGGCUGUCACCAGGCACAGAAAAGAAGGUUUUACCCAGAUGAACAUAAUAAAACUUUUGUAACAACAAGCUUGCUGUUUGUAUUAAUAAUGCUAUUUUUGGCCAGAUAUUUUUGGGCAGUCUCAGAAAAAAGCAAGUGCCUGUUAUCUCAGGAAUCUUUUAAGAUCAAAAUGAGCAAAGCUUUUAAAGAGUAUUUUUAUAAGAAAGCAGUUUCAAAUUGUUGGACAGGAAAAUGCAAGUUACUCUGUCUGUAACUUGGAGGAAGCUCUUAUUUGUGAUGGCAUUUUCAGAUGGCAUGUAGAAUGAGCUAAAAACCACAAUGAUGUACAAUAAAUAAAAUGCCUUAGGUAUUUAAGUUACCUAACUCAGUUAAAUACAGGAAACAAGUAUUUAUAAACCAUAACCACUUAUUUCCAUGUUAUGUCCUCUUCCUGAGAGGAUAAAAAAAAAGAGCAGCAAACCUUUUCUGUCAGUUCCUGCUAU
Melopsittacus undulatus (budgerigar) is the source of this 1616-nucleotide messenger RNA. RefSeq names its product coenzyme Q3, methyltransferase (gene COQ3). Lineage: Eukaryota; Metazoa; Chordata; Aves; Psittaciformes; Psittaculidae. Gene Ontology annotation, cellular component: mitochondrion. Gene Ontology annotation, molecular function: 2-methoxy-6-polyprenyl-1,4-benzoquinol methyltransferase activity. The record is from RefSeq and is a predicted model, not a curated record. The transcript has 8 exons. Gene Ontology annotation, biological process: ubiquinone biosynthetic process. The coding region runs from base 31 to 1113 and encodes 360 amino acids.